CUAUCGUCAUAACGAAGCAAGACUCCGCGGUGAGCGGACCAGUCAGUGUCUCGUGGGUUGCCAUCGCGUGGACAUUGUGGUGCCUCGCUGUGCUCUCGAACUUUACGACUCGCGCCGAGUACUGCUGCCAACUGUGAUAGGCAGUACCAGACAUCUCGAUUUAUUUGGUCAACGACUUCGAGUGUGUAUUAAGUCUUACCAAUAAUAAAUGGUUAUAAUUACCUCGCUGUAUUAAACGACUUCGAGUGAUAUUUAUUCCCAUCAACCUAAUUCACCGCGACGGGUAAUAGACUUUUUAUCUACGAACGAUCGAACUAACGACUCUUAUAACGAUUAUUUAUGAAGUGAUUAUGAGUGCAGAGAAAAGACAGUGGAUUAGAUAAUAUUUUAUUUAGAAAAUACCGGUGUUUGGUACGUCGCAGUUGUGAUUCUGGUGAUAAGACAGCACCGUCAACCAUUAUAUAAACUUUUUUACAUUCCAAUUCACGUGUUCCAGUUUUAGUUUAUUUUCUAUUUCUCUUCAAGUGGCGUAGAAAACAGUACCAAAAAUGCCGAAAAUUUAUGCAUUGAAGAAGCACUUGCUUCUUCAACACAAAGAAGAUGAGGCGAAAAUCAGCAAAAAUUUCGAGUUGUCGAGUCACCAAAACUCGAGCAGACAAGUCGACAGGCCCUCGGAUUUCUACCACUUGCACUCCUACUCGAGUUCGAGUGAGAGGAAUGGUUUGGGCUCGAACCCUGCCAACUACCGUCCUGAGAUCAUGACUUUGAAUAUCUCGAGAAACAGCAGCAGCAGCAGUGACAGCACUGGAUAUAUUUCCAGCAAUCCUGGUAGUCCUGACAGACCAUCCUGUGACUACGGAAUAAGGUCUGCACAUCUGGAUCUCAGCAGACCCAGACCCCGGAGCAGCCCUGAAGCAGACAUGGAUUGUCAGGACAGCGAUUACGACCAGCCGCUCGCACUGACCGUCCGCACCAAACAUGUGCAACGAGAACGAUUCUGCCUCUCUCCGAUCGCUUCCUUCCUGCCAAAGAGUAAACCUACACCACCUUUGGUUAUUCCUCCGUUUGCCGGAGCGUUCUUGCCUAUACAAGAUCAACCUUUGGACUAUCGGAGUGACUCUCGCAAAACACCGAAGAAAUCUCGAGAAUCUUCUCCAACAGCUGCAAAAACCUUCAGAACUUCAUCACCUGACUUGACAAAGAAACCAUCCACUGUCGGCCAGGAAGGACUAUCGUCGAUUAUGAACACAGAAUUUGAGUACCAGAACAAUAUCCCGUUUGACCUGAGCGUUCGAAGGUCGCGCUCCAGCAGCACUUCACCCAACAGCCUCCAGCCAAAACUGGCAAACAUGUCCCUGCACGGGAGAACCCGCAACGAUGGAGGUCAGGGACACUCCAACGGUUCGUCCAACAAUCAGCAUAACCUGGAUGGAAGUUCGUCCUACUCACACUCUAUGAGUGGAAGAGGAUUUGCUGGAGGAAACCCGGGUAACGGAACCGGCGGCAGUGGAGGCGAUGACUUGAAUGGUAGUGGAGGAUCUGAUGGUAAUGGAGGAGGAUCCUAUGCUCUGUCCCCUGUCAGUUUAGACGAAGAACCUAUUCUCCCUCUAGUUCAACCAUCCGUGCUACCGACACCCGAGAACUGCCGCUUUCUACCACCCAAAGUUCUGGACAAAUCAUUUGAGUUUCCCGCUCCAGAAUUCCCACCGCCGACUUCUCUAUCCAAUGGCAACACAGACAUUCUAAUGACAUCGAACAACUCCUACUAUCAACAUCUUCAACAUCAGAGCACCCAACUUCAACACCAACCAAGUCCUCCCCAAACUCAGCUGAUGUUGCAGCAGAAUCAAGGAUACUCCACGAACACCCCAAGUCCUCCUCUCGUUAUGUCUCCUCCUGACCUCCUCAACCUCAUGAGGUCUCCCCCCGACAGUCACUCCUUCGAGUCACUCAGCAUGACCCAGGUGCCGCUGGUGUCGUCAACGGACGUCCACGGUGGCAACUGGGACAGAAUGUCAGCCGUGUCACCAUCAUACUCGUAUGGCAACAGCGCCAGCCCGGCACCGUCCCUGGAUGCGUCACCUCCCAUGAAUAUUGCAGAAAUGCAGCAACGCCUAGGUCUCCCUGAGAACGUGCAGCUUGAGUUCGUUAACGGCGGUCACGGCAUCAAGAACCCACUCGCGGCCAACCUCGACUUGCCUGCCAACGACGCCAAGCUAUCGGCUGCGGACGAAGAGAGUGGGAAAUUGAUCUGCCGAAUUUGUUCAAAAGUGUUCACCCUGCAACGACUGCUGAACCGACACAUGAAAUGCCACUCGGACCUCAAGAGAUAUUUGUGCUGCUUCUGUGGCAAGGGUUUCAACGACACAUUUGACCUCAAACGCCACACACGCACGCAUACAGGCGUGCGUCCUUACAAGUGCAACCUGUGCGAGAAGUCGUUCACGCAGCGAUGUUCUCUGGAGAGCCACUGCCUCAAAGUUCACGGGGUGCAACACAACUAUGCAUACAAAGAACGUAGGUCUAAAAUGUACGUAUGCGAGGAAUGCGGACACACUACCGGCGAGCCUGAGAGCCAUUAUGUCCACCUCAAGGAACUACAUCCUUACAGCCCGUGUCUGCUCAAGUUCUACGACAAACGUCACUUCAAGUUCCAAAAUCAGAACUUCACAAACAUGCUUCUCAUGAGUCAAAACUAAUUUAUUGUUUCCAGGAUAUGUGCAUAUUUAAAGCUCUUGUUAUCGAGUAAUUUGUUAUUAUAAUAUUGUUGUUAUUAUUCGACGGUAAGCAUUUUUUUCGACUGUGGAGUUAGACUCGGUGACGAAACAUGAUUAAUGAUGGUAAUGAAGGUUAGUAGUAGUGAGGGUAAUGAGCAAGAUGGCUCAGGAGACCUAUGAGGAAGGUGGUGCUUAAAAGCGAUGGGUUGCAUGUAGUGUCAGAGACCGGAUUAUUGAUCCCUUUCUACCUGAUGAUUUCUGGAAAUUAAGCGAAUGAUGUUGUACAUAACGACGGAUGAUACGGAAGCAUCGAGUACAAAAGCCACCCACAACGAUGCCUUGUUUGCGACAAGCACUGGACGGCAGCUUAUGUAUUGGUCAGGGUCUGUCGUCAGUCAAUGAUCGUGAUGAACAACUGAUUUUUUUUAAAUAACCUCUGAUGAUUAUAAACAACAGCGAACGUACAAGUUUGAACGUGCGUUUGCAACGUACAAGUUUACAUCUUAUUAAGCAACGAAUAUGAGAAGUGCAAAUAUACUAUCGAUACUCCUUUCUGGGAAUUAUAAUAUGUUGACGUUCUCCCACAAGAAAAAUUGUCUAAGUAAUAUCUAUUCUUUAUCAUUGCAUGCUGAACAGUCAUCUUCGAAAUCUAUCAUUACUUUCAAAACAUAAUUAGCACAUAGAAUGUCUAACCCUUUGUCAUGUUUAAGGGAAUAAUUUCUAUUUAGUUCGGCUCGAAUGAAUUGCUGAUUUUCAGUUUACUCUGUUCUCGGCCCUGUUUGUUUGACGUGCAUUCAACUUCAUUGACGAUGACUGCUUCAAUCACAAGUGUAUUUUAGAUUAUUUAUAACAUGGCCCCGGUUUUAAUGUGUAGUUAUUUUUGCAGCUUUUUAUUCAGGAUCAUAUGCAUAAUUGUACGGUUUUAAAUUAUGGUGUAAGCAAUUUCUUCAAGUGUUUACGUUUAAAUUUGAUAACGAAAAGUGUCUAAAGAAGCGAGCUUCAGUUCGACACAGUGAUUGUAGAGAUAAAUGACAAAGUGUUUAGUUAUUUAAGUCGCACCUGAAAGAAUACGGAUCUCUCAGAUAUUUCUUGGGCAUUAUUAUUAUGAUUAAGGAUUCAUUAAAUCUACAACGGUGCUGAAAUGGAUAAUGGUAAACUAAAUAGGUGUUGAAAGGGGAGAUUUUCGCCCUCCACCAGUUCAAAACUUCAAACUUAUAUGUCCAUAUCUAUCCCACUUACCUACUUCGCUAUGCUCUCCUUGAAACUACUUGAAUCCCAUCACACAAAAUAACUACGUCUUUUAGAGUAUUUGAGUCUGAAUCACUCGUCUUUUAGGGCACAGAAUUUUUAGAUAUUUUUUUUAUGUUCCGCAUGUCAUUCAUCAAUAUAUGAAGUUUAUCUGCACAAAUACUGACCUCAAGUAUGCUCCAUUUCCAGCAAGAUAUAUGAUAUGUAUAUAAUGCUUUGUAUCUCGAUUCUGGCAGGAUACCAGUGAAUUAAUAAGUAUGAUAUUUAUCAUUGAUAUUUCUCUGCAUUCUCGAUUGUUCAUGCGAUAGACGAAACGUCAAAUAAUAGCUGUACAAUUCACACACUAAAUGUCCUGGAAUUUAUGGUCUUUUUAAAAAAUACACUUUCUUUAACUCGUUGGUCGUCAUUGGGACGGAUAAAGCUCCCUGGACCAGUCUGAAGAUCGCGUUUAAUUAAGUUAAAUCUCGUUGUUACAAUUAUUUGCUGCGCAUCGUGAAGAUGCCUCAUUGUUCCAUAGGAUACAAACGUACAUCUUCUGAGCAUAGCACAGGGACUUGUGGUUAUAGCAUCGCCCCCCUUCUAUGGUAUCUCUGUGGUGCGGCUCGCACCCGUAUCUUUGCUGUCCGUUCCUGCGAGGUUGUCAGUUUUGUGGUACGGCUCGUACCCGUAUCCUUGCUGGAGAGCGUCAAAACUAAAAGAUUUGUCGAUUAGAAAGUUACAUAACCUUACCUUUUAUUAUCAUAGGGGCUAUAAUGUCACCAGCAAAGAGUUUAUAUUGUUUGUCCGACUUAUUUACUCACUUUGCUAUUGCCUACCUAAAAGAACUGCGAAGAACUGGUUAAGCAAAAUGCAAAACGGAAGUUUGAGCAGCAAGGUAAAUUUAAUUUAAAUAUUUCAUAGUAUUAGUUCAAUACUGAACAAAAUUUGAUAUUAAUCGAGGUGAUUUUUAUAUUAAUUAAUGUUGCGACGUAGGAUUGUGGAGGCGUGCGCAAAUAUUGAUGAACUGAUGAACGAGUAACGCUUGACCAAAUUAUCCUUUGAUGAUUUGCGUAACAUUUUUUUGCAUUCCAUACGUUACCUUUUCAAAGUAUUCCAUAGUUUAAAGUCAGCUUUCGGCAUUAUUCUACAUCGUUUCAAAACCUAAAAACUUCCGCGGAAAGAAAUCCUCUCAUAAAUUAGCCCAGAAUAAUAGCAACAAUUGCGGCAAAAUAAAAUAUUAUACCGCGUCCCUUACAAAAAUUAUAGUAUGCACCUUCUAACGCAUGUUUUUUUUCAACUUAAUUUCAUUUAGAAUAAAAUUCGAAAUUCCUGAAAGAUUUAUGAAAAUUUGGUCUAGAAACCUAAUGACAUCGAUUCAUAUGUCCUAUUUUUCUUUAUAAAACGGAAUAGGAAAUAAAGUAAAGAAAAAUAUACCUCAUUUUAAACGAUGAGGAACAUAAAAUGCUCGAUCCGAACUUGUGAACAUUGAAACAUGGAAAUAAAUCUUGUAUCCGACGUGUCUAUCAGUGUCCUCAACCAGCCAUUGUAAUAUGAAAAUGUUAAUGUAAUGAACCAAUUAAUAUAGGUUUUGCAGGAUAUGCCACUCUGAUAAUCCCACGCAAUAAGAUCGCGCUAGGAAAGUUUGUAAAAACAAAAGUGCUUUCAAAAAUUCAAGAAUGUCCGCCCCCUUCUCCACUAUGUCAUUUUGUAAAUAUUUUCAAUAAAAUAUAAGUGUUGUUAAUAAA
Hyalella azteca is the source of this 5689-nucleotide messenger RNA. Its product is annotated as transcriptional regulator ovo. The record is from RefSeq and is a predicted model, not a curated record. Bases 549 to 2699 code for a protein of 716 amino acids. Gene Ontology annotation, biological process: regulation of transcription by RNA polymerase II; epidermal cell differentiation. The transcript has 6 exons. Gene Ontology annotation, cellular component: nucleus. Gene Ontology annotation, molecular function: DNA-binding transcription factor activity, RNA polymerase II-specific; RNA polymerase II cis-regulatory region sequence-specific DNA binding. NCBI's taxonomy places the organism in Eukaryota, Metazoa, Arthropoda, Malacostraca, Amphipoda, Hyalellidae.